This is a messenger RNA of Pyrgilauda ruficollis (rufous-necked snowfinch), 1056 nucleotides long. Its product is annotated as alpha-actinin-4-like. The record is from RefSeq and is a predicted model, not a curated record. NCBI's taxonomy places the organism in Eukaryota, Metazoa, Chordata, Aves, Passeriformes, Passeridae. Gene Ontology annotation, biological process: actin cytoskeleton organization; muscle cell development. The transcript is spliced from 8 exons. Gene Ontology annotation, molecular function: calcium ion binding; actin filament binding. Gene Ontology annotation, cellular component: cortical actin cytoskeleton; plasma membrane; cell junction. The annotation marks the transcript as partial.
GGCCUGAUCGCCGCCCACGACCAGUUCAAGUCGACGCUGCCGGACGCGGACAAGGAGCGGGAGGCGAUCCUGGGGAUCCAGCGCGAGGCGCAGCGGAUCGCGGAUCUGCACGGGAUCCAGCUGCCCGGGAACAACCCCUACACCUCGGUCACGCCGCAGAUCAUCAACUCCAACAGCAUUUCCCAGCUGGUGCCCAAGCGGGACCAGGCGCUGCAGGAGGAGCAGAGCCGGCAGAACUCCAACGAGCACCUGCGGCGGCAGUUCGGCAGCCAGGCCAACCGCGUGGGGCCCUGGAUCCAGACCAAGAUGGAGGAGAUCGGCCGCAUCUCCAUCGAGAUGAACGGGACCCUGGAGGACCAGCUGAACCACCUGAAGGAGUACGAGGAGAACAUCGUGGAGUACAAGCCCAACCUGGAGCUGCUGGAGCAGCAGCACCAGCUAGUGCAGGAGGCGCUCAUCUUCGACAACCAGCAUUCCAACUACACCAUGGAGCACCUGCGCGUGGGCUGGGAGCAGCUGCUGACCACGAUCGCCCGGACCAUCAACGAGGUGGAGAACCAGAUCCUGACCCGCGACGCCAAGGGCAUCAGCCAGGAGCAGAUGCAGGAGUUCCGCGCCUCCUUCAACCACUUCGACAAGGACCACGGCGGUGCCCUGGGCCCGGAGGAGUUCAAGGCCUGCUUGAUCAGUCUGGGCUACGACGUCGAGAACGACCGGCAGCCGAAGCGCCGCACGGACUCCGCCGACUUCCGCGCGCUGCUGGGCCCCGCGGGAUCCGGCCUGGGCGACGCGGAGUUCCAGCGGAUCAUGGCCGUGGUGGAUCCCAACGGCAGCGGCAGCGUCACCUUCCAGGCCUUCAUCGACUUCAUGUCCCGGGAAACCACGGACACGGACACGGCCGAGCAGGUCAUCAACAGCUUCCGCGUGCUGGCCGGGGACAAGGUGGGCACGGCGGGGGCCGGGGCGGCCCUGGGGGGAUCCCCCAGGAUCCCCGAGGACCCCCCAGGAUCCCGGAUCCCCGACCCCCCCGCCUCCUACUAUGCAACAGUUGAUUGA